Messenger RNA from Funneliformis caledonium, 504 nucleotides. Lineage: Eukaryota; Fungi; Glomeromycota; Glomeromycetes; Glomerales; Glomeraceae. The record is from the annotation of a GenBank genome assembly.
AUGACUUCAUACGAGCAUAGAUUUGAUUUUGUUUAUUUUGCAAAAAAAGAUAUAAGCAAACCAAACACAUCUAAAUGCAAGUAUAGACUUGCUGAUUCAAACAAACCUCAAGAAACAAUUUUAGACUUUAAAAAUAAUUCAUUUCUGGACAAGACGAGAUAUUAUAAUUCUAAAGUUUUAACAUCAAAUCAGAUAGCCCUAAUUAGUAUGCAUUUAGGUAUUCCAAACAAUAGAAUUCUUAAUAAUGGUAAUGAAGAUAUCAAAGAAAGUCUUAAAAGCGAUUACGUUGAAGAUAUUUUAUAUAAAUAUGCAAAAGAUUUUCAAUAUGAAGUUCAAUUACAUAGCUUCAUAAUCGAUACCAGCAAUGAUGCUAUAAUGGAUCUUUUCAAAGAUGUUGACCAUGAUUAUAUAAUUACAUAUAAUACUUCUUCUGAACCUGAAUUAUCAGAUAAAUUGAUAAAUUAUCUUAUGAGAUAUUAUAAAUUUCAGCCUAACGAAAUGUGA